UGACGGUCCCCGCAGGAGGGAGCGAGAGGGCGGGUGGGAAGCCCGCCCUGGCCGGCGGGGCCGGUCGUGGCCGCGGUGCUAACGGGAGAGAGGAAUAGAAGCUGUCAAAAUGAGCAGGAAGCCUCCAAAUCGCCCUGGGAUCACAUUUGAGAUCGGUGCUCGUUUGGAAGCCCUGGAUUAUCUACAAAAAUGGUAUCCCUCGCGCAUCGAGAAGAUAGACUAUGAAGAGGGGAAGAUGCUUGUCCACUUUGAACGCUGGAGCCAUCGCUACGACGAGUGGAUUUAUUGGGACAGCAAUCGCCUGCGGCCUCUGGAGAGGCCCUCCCUGAGGAAAGAAGGUCUCAAGGACGACGACGAAUUCAUUGAUUUCAAACCCGGAGAAGAGGUGCUAGCUCGUUGGACAGAUUGUCGAUACUAUCCUGCGAAGAUCGAAGCGAUUAACAAGGAAGGAACCUUCACUGUACAGUUUUAUGACGGAGUGAUUCGGUGUCUUAAAAGGAUGCAUAUCAAAUCUAUGCCAGAAGAUGCCAAAGGGCAGGCGCGCGAAUGGGAGCAGAUAGCACCGGAGCUGAGCUUAGUGACGGAUAACGAGCGGCAUGAAGACUGGAUAGCUUUGGUCAAAGCUGCAGCAGUGGCGGCAGCCAAAAACAAAGCCGGAGGGAAGCCGCGGACCAGCGUGAACAGCAAUAAAGACAAAGAGGAGAGAAAGUGGUUUAAGAUACCUUCCAAGAAGGAUGAAUCAUCCACCUCCACAAUUGUCCAGGAAGUCCAGAAGAAGGAAGAGCAGCCUACAUCCAGUGAGACAUUUGGAUUCCCUCUAGUGGACGUCCCAAAGAUUGCCUUUGUGCAGGCUGAGAAUGCAUUAGCGCACAAGAGGAAAAAUAACCUCGGCAACUCGUUUCAGGCAAAGAGGGCUCGUCUCAAUAAAAUCACUGGCUUGCUGGCAUCCAAAGCUGUCGGCGCUGAUGGUGCUGAAAAAAAGGAAGGCAACAAAGAAGCAGCUCCAGACUUGGAGCAGGAGAUAUCACCUAAGCCUCAAAGUCAGAAAAAAAAUGAAGCUGAUAUUAGCAGUUCUGCCAACACUCAGAAAUCGGCACUGUUGCCCUCAACCUUGUCUCCAGGGAAGGCUCGCAGGAAGAAAUGCAAACAAGAAUCUGGCGAUUCUGCAGGGUGUAUAAAGCCCCUUAAGUCACCAAUUCCCCCCGAGUUAAUACAAGUGGAAGAUUUGACCCUGGUCUCCCAGCUUCCUCCUUCCGUGAUAAAUAAAACUAUUGCCAAUGUGGCUCACGUCUCACUUGAGAAUCGCGGACUGUGCCUCCCUCUUGACUUGAGCCGUAACCUGGACAUUUCAGCGUUGCUAGCUGCAGAAUCCGCUUUCUAUAGUGAACACCCUGGUAAAGAGAAGGAAGAUAAUCGUUUGGCGUUAUGUCAUCCUUCCAAAGCCGGGGCUGAUGGAGGAAUAGUUCCAGCGGUAUCAGGGACACCAAAAAUGGAGAAGAAAGCAAAACUGGAGGAGAGAUGCUCGUCGAUGCUUGGUAAAAGGAAAGAGAAGGAUAAAGAAAGAAAAGAGCGGAAGGAGAAGGAUCACAAGUCGAAACAAAAGAAGAAGAAGAAGAAAAAGAAGAAAACGAAACAGCACGACUAUUCUGAUUUCGAAGACAGCUCUCUCGAGUACCUGGACCGGUGCUCCUCUCCUCUCACCAGGUCCUCCGGGAGCUCUCUAACCCUACGAAGCACGAUGACGGAGAAGAAUACUUCCUACCAGUUCCCAAGGGCUAUUCUGUCUGUCGACCUUAGCGGUGAAAACCUCUCAGACAUGGAGUUUUUGGAUGACUCUUCUACCGAGAGCUUGCUGCUGAGCGGCGACGAGUACAAUCAGGACUUCGAUUCCACCAAUUUUGAAGAAUCUCAGGACGAAGAGGACACCCUUAACGAAAUUGUCCGGUGUAUCUGCGAAAUGGAUGAGGAAAACGGCUUCAUGAUUCAGUGUGAAGAGUGCCUGUGUUGGCAGCACAGUAUAUGCAUGGGGCUGUUGGAAGACAGCAUUCCGGAGCAGUACAUCUGCUACGUUUGCAGGGACCCACCUGGUCAGAGAUGGAGUGCCAAGUAUCUCUACGAUAAAGACUGGUUGAACAACGGCCACAUGUGCGGCCUCUCGUUUUUGAAAGAGAACUACUCUCACUUAAAUGCCAAAAAGAUAGUGUCAACGCACCACCUCCUGGCUGACGUGUACAGUGUUACGGAAGUACUCCGAGGACUGCAGCUGAAGAUUGGGAUUCUCAAGAAUAAACAUCACCCUGACCUUCAUCUAUGCGCUUGCACAGGUGUGCGAAAAGAGCAAGACCAAAAAACUCUCGGAUUGGAAAGAAGGGUAUUGGCUGUGCCAAAUACUGUUAACUUCCCUGAAAGGACAGGUCGUGGCCAAAACCACAAAGAGCCCCCUAGUUUGCCCCCAAAGAUGGAGGAAACGUACAUUACGAGUGAGCAUAGUUACCAGAAGCCGCAGAGCUUUGUUCCGGACUGCAAGCUGAUGAACAAUCCCAUGAGCUCAGACGAGGACGACAUCAGCAGCUUCGAGGACGACCAGGAACAUCUCUUAGAGGAUAAAAACUGUUUCCAAUAUGCGUCGAAAGAAGAUGGUUUCGGUUAUCAGAGGCGGUCAGCCGAAGGGAACACCGUGUUCAUCUUCAACGAGAAAAGAGGAGCGGAGGAACACGUGGACACUCGUCUCCAGUGGCAGCUGAACCUCCUCACCCACAUAGAGAAUGUACAGAACGAAGUCAGCAGCAGGAUGGACCUGAUUGAGAAGGAAGUAGACGUCUUGGAAAGCUGGCUAGACUUCACUGGAGAAUUGGAGCCCCCAGACCCCCUGGCCCGACUGCCACAGCUCAAACGGCGGAUCAAGCAGCUCAUCUCUGACAUGGGGAAAGUCCAGCAAAUAGCGACUCUUUGCUCCGUAUGACAAAUGGAAGACUGGUGGAAUAUUUAAAGACAAAAAAUUUAAUAGGCACUUGGAAGGAAUUUUUCUCUCUCACAAUCUGCAAAACGUACGGAAGGGGCGAUCAGAAAACAAAAACAAGCUAGGGGGGCACUGUUCUUUGGCCUGUGCUGGCUCUCUCUCAUCCUGAAGAUCUCAGGGAAGGAAGAAACCUGCGAGUAAAAUUAAGGGUCAAGGUAACAGUCUGUGCAAAUGCAGAGAAACCGUUCCUUAUCCGGAGGCACUCUGGCGUUGAAAUCUGCGUGAAGAUGUUAUUUUUUUAACGUUUUCAUGGGUAACGGCAGGACCUCCCUUUCCCCAAAUGCCAAAUUGGGGAAGUUUCACCCAAUAAAGCCUGGCUACAUCGGAAGGAGUGGUUUUGCAAAGUUUUCUUCCGGUAUUGAUCAGAGAUUUGUAGCCUGCAGCGUCUUGAAGGAUGGAAAAUCCAAAGACCCUCCGCUUGUCUGGAUAUUAAGCAGGAAGAGGUGGGGGGAGGAGUUUGAGAAGAGCGAGACUGGUUUUGUGGUGGUCUCUUUACGAACGUUAUUAUUAUUAUUAUUAUUUUAAGCAAAGUUCUCCCUGCUAGGACCUUUUAGAGGCAAAGGCGGGGGGUGGGGGAGGGUAAGGGGUCAGAAGUGCCAAAUAAAUGCUUUCAAAACCCAUCAGAACAAGAGUGCGAAUUGUUCAGGGGAGAAUGUUCCCCUCUCCUCCUCUUCCCCGGCCCCUGCCCAAGUUCUCCAUAGAGCCAGCGAAGCCAUCUGGGGUCUCACCUAGUGGACAUCCACGUUCGCCAUAACUGCAGUAUUCCAGACCCGCGGUCCGCUUUCAAACCCCUUUUUGUCCCAGCCGCUCCUUUUCACGUUGGCUACUUUGAACGCCGUCCUCCUCAGCUGGAAUGAGGACCGACGAGCGUCAAAGCGCCGGCGACCGGCUCUGAAACGGGGCUGCUUCUCGCGUUCUCGGUUCUUUUCCCGGGGAAGGGAACCCAUAUAGAAAUACACAAAUUGCAACAUGUACACACCAAGAUGGCUUAGCGGUACCCCUGCCUUCAUCCUGAUAAACCUGCCCCCGCGUAACCUGCAGCGAAAUAUCCCGCAAGGAGCACUUGCUGGGAAUCAGAAUCGCGUCCGUCAACUGAGGAUGGCUAUGGGGAGGAUUCUGUUACCCGUUAAGAGCAUCGACUUAGGACAUGGAAAACGAGCUUUCUAAAACCAAAGCCAACCUAUGUGCUGUUUUAAAAGUGACACUGGGCCCAAGAACUUCAGACCGUUCAUUUUACCUUUUGCUCACCUGCAUUUUGUCACUACACUCAGUGCUUACGAUAUACACAUUGGGGAUUAUGUACAUGUGUGUGUGUGUAUGUAUAUAUAUAUAUAUACAUGCACACACCCAUAUGCAUAUUGCAUUCUAGAGACGUAUUUAUAUUGACCUGUCUAGCUUUAUUACCAUAGGCUUAAGACUUCGGUGACGCGCUAUUUAAAAAAAAAAAAAGGGUCGCCUUUUAACGAGCAGUUUCUAUUAAAAAGAAAAUGGAAAUAAUGUAUGUACAGGUUUUGAAAUUUGUAAAAGCAAUUACAUUUUUUUUUUAAAAAAACCCCCAACGUAUUGACUGUUCGGAAGAGCCUGCGCGGCUGAGAACGGCUCCAUUCUCGAACCCCUUUCCGCCUCCCCGAUCGUUUCGGCGCUGGUGAUGUAUAUUAAAAAAACACACACACACAAAAAACACCUAUCUAUGAGAGAGCUGCUCUGUAAGCAGUAAACUUGAAGCUUCCCUUGGGGUGAAAGACCUACAAGCCCCUUGUACAUUACAAAGGUAUUUAAAUUUGCAGAUACACUGUUCUAUAUGUAAGGUACUGUAUGUAAAGCUGUUUAUUAAACUAUUCUGCAUACUCUG
Messenger RNA from Heteronotia binoei (common prickly gecko), 4871 nucleotides. RefSeq names its product PHD finger protein 20 like 1 (gene PHF20L1). Bases 110 to 2962 code for a protein of 950 amino acids. Lineage: Eukaryota; Metazoa; Chordata; Lepidosauria; Squamata; Gekkonidae. Gene Ontology annotation, cellular component: NSL complex; nucleus. Gene Ontology annotation, biological process: regulation of transcription by RNA polymerase II. The transcript is spliced from 20 exons. The record is from RefSeq and is a predicted model, not a curated record.